Messenger RNA from Penicillium digitatum Pd1, 546 nucleotides. RefSeq names its product putative Mismatched base pair and cruciform DNA recognition protein. The record is from RefSeq and is a predicted model, not a curated record. Lineage: Eukaryota; Fungi; Ascomycota; Eurotiomycetes; Eurotiales; Aspergillaceae.
AUGUCUGACAACACUGGCAACGUCUCCACUGCUCAGUCCUACCUCAACCAAGCCACUGGUCUUGCUCAGCGCACCAUGGGAGCAGUGACUGGCGAUUCUUCCACUCAGGCCAAGGGUGAACUCAAGCACGAGGAAGGUCAAGCCAAAAAGGAAGCCUCCCACAAAAAUGCCAAGUUAGGCUCCGUCACUGCCGACCCGAACACCGGGGCUGUUGCCAAAGACAACCCCACGCGUGACACAGGCUCCUGGGACCAGACCGUUGGCUCUGCCAAGGAGUCCCUCGGCAACCUGAUCGGAAACGAGAACCUGCGCCGCACCGGAGUCGAGCAGAACGCCGCUGGCAAGGAACAAGAGGCCAAGGGUCAGAUCAAGGACUGGGGCGAGGGCAUUCAGAACCGCGCCAAGGGAACUCUUGGAUCCAUUGGUGCCGCUGUCACUGGUAACCGCAGUGAGGAGGAAAAGUACCGUGAUCUUCAUGAUGAGGGUAAGGUUCGACAGCGCGGUGCUGAGGUCGACAUGGCUAAAAAGGGUGGGGUUUAUGCAUGA